GUUUCUAAUACGCAACUGUGUGGGGAUACAUCUUUUACCCUCCUAUGGAUAUGAUUUCAUUAAUUCCAGUCUUGAGAGGAGACUAGCCUUCAUGCCUAUUGAAAGCUUCCCCAUUGAAAAUGUCGAACUUCCUUUAAAAAACAUUUCUUAAGCCGCGAUAUAGCCUUCAUUCAAGUCAACUUUCCUCAGCGUGUUAUUCAAAAACAAAACCGGAGACACAUCAGGGCCUAUGUAGGCCCUAUAAUGUUCGGCUGUGACGAAGGUCAGUGAGAUAAUGGAGAUCGAAUUACGCUUGCCACAGUGCACGACGUUACUGUCACACACACAUACAGGUUACACAGUAAAUACACAUAUAUAGUACAUGUACAUUGCCUCGGACUACAGGUGGAGAUGUUAAACAAGCCACGCCUUGUCCGGACUCUUUGAAGUUUGACGGGUUAUACAGCAAUAAUGGCGCCCAUUGGCAGGACAGAUUUUACUUUCACGGGAGAUUUCGAAGUGACCGAAGAGAUGCAGAAAGCGUUUGGGCAGGAGGGAUACCUUAUUGUCAGGUCUUUAGUAAGCGCUGAGGAAAUGGACGCCUUGCGAUCGGCCAUCGACCGGGACGGGGGCAUACGGGCCCACGCUUUCGAUCUGUCAGACGGGGAAGGCCGGUGCAGUAAGUUGAGCUUGUGGAACCACCCGGGCUCCGAUGUGACAGGGAUGCUGGCGAGAUGCGAGAAGGUGGCAGGCACCAUGGAAAAGAUUCUAGGAGGGGAGGUGUACCACUAUCACACCAAACUCAUGAUGAAGGAAGCAAGAACAGGCGGUUCACACGUGUGGCAUCAGGAUUAUGGCUACUGGUACAAAAACGGAUGUCUCUUCCCUGACAUGGGAUCUGUCUUUAUCGCCAUCGACAAGACAGACAAGGAAAAUGGGUGCUUGCAGGUACUUCGGGGUUCACAUAAGCUGGGCCGCAUUGAGCAUCUUAUGGUCGGGGGCCAGACUGGAGCAGAUGUAGCACGCGUCGAAGAAGCGAAGAAGGUGCUGGAGCUGGUGUACGUAGAGCUGAACCCCGGCGACGCGCUGUUCUUCCAUGCCAAUGUGCUGCACCGGAGCGACCGUAACGACAGCGAUAGAAGACGCUGGGUGUUCAUCAUCUCGUACAAUCGAGCCAGCAACAAUCCUUUCAAGGAGCACCACCAUCCCUGCUAUACGCCGCUACACAAGGUUCCCAACUCGGCAAUUCUGGAGAGCCGACAUAUCGAUGACAUCACAGGCAAAGCUUUUAUGGAUCCCAGGACGGACAAGACUAUCAAACUGGAAAACAAAUAAUCAGUCCAAUGAGGGCGCGCCUGCAUCGAGCAAGUGGUGUUGGUCCUUAACUCAUAACAUCGAAUAUGCCUACACAGGCUUCUACAAGUAUUUAUUUCCUCACCGUUUCAUAAAAUUCAGAAAGGUAUAUACAUUUUUAAAUGAAUUUCGAAAACAUCUCCCCCCCCACAUUUGGGGGGAGGGGGGUUGUAAACGAAAGUGAAGGGGAAAAAAGUCAAACACGAAAACCAAUAUGCAUUCCAAAAGAAAUAAAAAGUGGAGGGCUUUCUCAUAAUUGUCAGAGUUUGUACUUUGUCACAGUAAUCUUGGAAAAGUAAUUGCCUUGGAUAAAAUGUAGAAAUAACCCAGUCAUAUUAUGCUGAUAAUUGCGCCAUUAACAUCAUGUUUAGAAUGCGGUUUCAUCUUUCGUCAGCAUUUUAAGGAAAGAAUUGAUGCAGCUAAUUUUAAGUAAUUUGAAAUCAAAGGGUAAAUAUUAUGUUACAAAACUUAUAAAACUGCAGUGUUAAGGACGAGAUAAAACGU
Molecule: messenger RNA, 1836 nt
Organism: Acanthaster planci (crown-of-thorns starfish)
Lineage: Eukaryota; Metazoa; Echinodermata; Asteroidea; Valvatida; Acanthasteridae
Source: RefSeq, a predicted model, not a curated record